Messenger RNA from Gasterosteus aculeatus aculeatus (three-spined stickleback), 2412 nucleotides. RefSeq names its product XK, Kell blood group complex subunit-related family, member 9 (gene xkr9). The record is from RefSeq and is a predicted model, not a curated record. Gene Ontology annotation, cellular component: membrane. Lineage: Eukaryota; Metazoa; Chordata; Actinopteri; Perciformes; Gasterosteidae.
CUGCUCUGAGAUCAUUAGCCACCAUGAAACACUACUCCUACCAGGACAAAUCCGCUUGUGGCACUGUAAGGUUUUUCACGUUUACCUUGUCUAUGUUUUCUGAGCUUAGAUAAAUAUUAUUUCCCCACACUUCAUGUUGGUGCAUCGAUUACAGGAAAACCACCAAGAGAUUUUCAUUCAGUCUGGGGUUCCCAGGGAAUUUCUUCACUUACUGGCUGCGAUUCAAGCCAUCCGAACAUGUGUUAAUGUCUAAAGAACAAAGGAUUGUGACACAUGGAAGUUGAAGCAGGAACUGUCAUCCAGUCACACACACAGACACACACACACACGCACCUACUUCACGUGAGGCACAAGCUCUAUUAUGUAACCAUAUUCUUCCGGUUUGACAGUUAGUUCAGAGGGUUGUCACUGAGGUGGAGUUUGACUCGCAGGUUUCAAGGAAAAAGAAAGAGAACGGCUGCAGGCCGAAGGUCUGGCCUCUGUGGAACCCGGCUGUGUGCCAUGGACGCAAUAUACUGACUGACCAAGAUGGGACCGUCUCGCCUCGACUCCCAACCUGUCCACGGCGGCGUUUCCUCAGAUCCAAACCACACGCCUGCCUUCAUCCCAGACCAAAGCGUCGGUUGAAUUUCAACAAUUGACAUCGAAAUGGAGCCAGUAGACAUUCAGUACACCAAACUGCGGUGGUGUUUAACCAUCGCCGGACUGUUGCUGUAUGUUGGGGACAUUGGGACAGACAUCGGACUUGCCGUGAGAUAUUUUCAAAAGGGUGAUUCCGUGUGGGCCGGACUGACACUGGCGUUCGCUCUGGCCGGGCUGCUCGUCACUCAGAUCUUCAGCUACGCCUGGUACGAGGACGACAGGAACGACCCCGUCAUGAGCGCCGUGGGAAAACCCACCGUCUCGGGCCUGUCCAAAGGCAGACUCGCAGUCCUGCACCUAUCCGGCAUGGGCAUCUUCAGCAGGUACUAUCUCCUGCUGAAGAAGGGCUUCAAAGUGCUUUGGACGUCUCCGCAUUCCAAUGCAGCGGCGGAGAGGAACGAUGCGGACCACUGUUUGUUUUGCAUGGCCACGGAUUUGAGCAUGCUCAAACUGUUUGAGACCUUCCUGGAGAGUGUCCCCCAGCUCCUUCUGCAGCUGUACAUACUACUCGCCCACGGGGGCAGCUCAGUCUUGCAGUAUCUCUCCAUGGCGUUCUCCUUCUUCAACAUCGCCUGGUCCCUGGUCGACUAUCGCCGCUGCCUGCGCAGGUCCCUCCCCCGCAUCGCGGCGAUGCCCUCGGGCCUCCCCACAGCCAUCUACCUCCUCUACAAAUUCUGCACCAUCACCAGCCACAUCCUCAGCUACACCCUCCUCCUCGCGCUGAGCCCCUACAGCUCGAUCGGCCUCACAGUCCUGUGGCUGCUGGGGACGACCUGGACGCACGUUCUUCAGACCGACUUCUGCUCGUCGCCAAAGCUUGAGCCUCUGUACCGAGCAGUCAUCGGGGUCAUCCUGACGUUCACCUUCUUCAAUGUCAAAGGGCAGGACGCCAUGGUCCCCAUGACCAUCUACUACUUGUUUUAUUUUUUCGUGAACGUCACGGCUCCUUUGCUGCUGGGUUUGUUAAAGCCGGAAUGGCAGACAGACCCUUUUUUGCUGACGGUCAGCGGUGUAAUCUUUGGGGGGUCGGUGCUGGGGCUGUGCUUCCUCGUGCUGUACUACGGCUUCCUGCAUCCUAAGGAGACGCAGCGGCAGGCAGACGAGGUGGACGGCGUGGACGUCGUGGUGAAGCCGACACGGGCGACACGGAGAAGAAACAACUUUUUACAGCCCGGAUAAUUCAUUUCUGGUUGCGGGAGCGCAGAGGAAAAGAUGUUUUGAAACCAUCUGUAAAAGACCUUUUGUCAGUUAUGUUAUCGUAUUCCGAGGGAAGCAAUUAAGGUGGCACAAAGUUGAGUGUGUGAAAUACUUUGUAUUUAUUAAUGUUUUCGUGAACGUUUCAAUGAAUGACAUAUUUAUUGUUAGCAGAAAAAGAGUAUUUGUAUUUCUGUUGGCUGGGUGAGAAGAUGCUUUCUUAUUAAGCCUGCAGCGCAUGUGCUGAACACAAGGUGGCGCUGCUGUCUAGGGGGACUUUAUCCAGUGUCGCUGCUGAACUGCUGGACUCGUAUCUCCAAAAACCACCUUUCUUUCAGACAGGAAACAUGCAAUAAUAUCUCACAACUUUUCUAAUCACAUCAAUAUAUUCUCCCUUGAUAUUUCAAAUGGAAAAUGAUUUAAUAUAUUAUGACUGAGAUCUCACAAUACUUGAAAGCCAUUAUUGUUAUUGUUUACAGUGCAAAUAGUAAUUUUAUGAUUUAAGCCAAUCCGCAAUUAUUCUGUUCUUUGUUUGAAGUCUGACGUUUGAAGCAUGUUAAAUUCCUUUUAAACAUU